AUGCCAGGGUUAGAAGAGGCUGAGGUGCCUGAUCGGGUCUUUACGAAUUUGGGAAACUUGUUUUCUCUUUCCAGUGAAAAUGGAAUUUGUCAUCCACCACCACAGGUUGCCCUGAGGGGAGUGCGAGUGCAACCGAAAAUCGCCGCGCAACAGCUAGAAAUCGAAGAGAUUACAAAAGGCCGCUACACUAGAGAGCGAAAGCAACCAAAUGGGAAGAUCAGCAAAUUCAACGAAAACAAACUGACAAUCGUAAAAAAUGAUGAGUUCUUUAAUAUUGAAAACUACACCAUCAACUCAGUUUCUGGAGAUCACAUUUGCAACGGAGCUGACAUCGUCGAGCAACAAAUGUGGACAUUUGUCAAACAAGAACUCGACAAUUUACUGAAAGACCAGCCAGAGAUGAAACAAUCAGAAAUACGAGCAAAUCUGAAGAUGCUUGCGCUAGAAAAGUUCAAAGAACAACUCUUCCUUGAGCAUUUCCCUCCAGAUAAUAAAAUCAUCAACUUGGUUCGAUAUCACAAACAAUUGUCUGACUUCGAGUUGACGUUUGACGAUCCUGACAGUCCUGACAACGCAGGGAUUCAAGAUGAAGGUGACGAUGAUACGCCAAUUACACUGUUGCUGGCGAAAGAGGAACCGGUCGAUGACGAAGCUAAUGCAAUUGAGGAUCCGACUGUACAAGUAAUAAAUGUGCAAGAGGAAGCGAAUUCAAGUCCAGUUAAUCCCACCGAUGUAUUUGAAAACUGCGGCGUUUGCUCCAACAAAGUCGGCGGAAACGGAAAGCUGCUUGGUUGUCUUCACACCUUCUGCGCAGAAUGCCUCGAUAAAUCGGAGAAAGAGAGAGCAGCGCCGCAAACAAGCGACGGGAAAAUUCUCUGCCCAGUUUGUCGAUGCCUGACUCCAAGAACACUUCUAUCGGACAAUCAUUUUAUCUCUGAAGAGGUUGACAAGCAAAGUCCAACCUCGCAGUCAAAGAAAUGCAGCUGCUGCGAUGAAGAUGUCGAUGGGGUGAAAUUUUGCGUCGAGUGUGCCGAAUGGCUUUGUGAAAUUUGCGUGACAGCGCACAAAAGAGUCAAGAUCACGAAAAAUCACCAGCUUGUCGAUGAAGCGCCAGUUGUAGAAAACGAAACUAAGUACUGCAAAGAACAUCCAAGUGAGCCCUUGCAGUUGUUCUGUGAAAGUUGCGACAUGAUGACCUGUAGAGACUGUCAACUCCAGCACCACAAAGAGCAUAGAUACGACUUUGUGGCAGACGCAGGAAUUAAAGAGCGAAAACUACUUCAACUUGCGUUCCCAGAGCUUGUCCAGAAAAAGGCCAACCUACAAAACUUCAUGAACAUGGGACAGGCUCGUCUCGCUGAUCUUCACAAGCAAGAAGAAGUGCUGAACAAACAAAUAGAAAGCUACUUUGCUGAGAUCACCAAUUUAGUCAAGACGAAACAACAAGAGCUUCAAGUUCAAGUUCGAAACAUCUGUGGUCAGCGAAAACGCGAAGCUUCAUCGAUGGUGAACACUUCCAAAAAGCUGCUCAAUGCGAUUCGGCAUUCGGAAAACUUCAUCGAGUACAUUUCCGAUCCUUCAAAGACGAAGGGGUUACUGUACGCCCGUCGCUUGGUGAAGGACUAUUUCAACCUUAUUCUCCGGGAGCCAGCACCAACAGAGCAGAAUCUGAGGCACUGCAACACAAACAUACAGUUUAAUCAUCGGGGACAACAAUUCAUUCGCGGUUUUGCGGCUCAGAAGCUGGGAGAUAUUGUUUUUGAGAGAACAGUUCCGCCUCAGCAUCAGAUGCCAAUGCAUCAUCAAAGACCUAGAUUGCCAGUGCAAAACAGAAUGCCCCCAAUGCAUCCGCCUACCAGUGUACCACACAUUCAACGCCAGGGAGCUCCACCAGCAGCCUUAAAUCCAGCCCAACUAGCCGCGCUGCAAAACCACCAAAUGCAAAUAAGUCAACAGCAGCCUCACCCUAAUCAUCCACAGCCGCAUGGAGUCCGCUCGCCUCACAUACGAAGUCCUGUUGUGAGUCCUGGUCCCCCAAGACCACACUCUACUGAUUCGGGAACAUCAUCGUCAAGCAUGCCUCCUGGUGGACCAAUGACUCCCCCAAAUGGACAGCCAUCGGUGAAGAGGAUGAAAAUCGUCCGUCGAGGGCUCUCGAAACCGCCAGAUAGCGAUGAAGAUUAG
Messenger RNA from Oikopleura dioica, 2184 nucleotides. The record is from the annotation of a GenBank genome assembly. NCBI's taxonomy places the organism in Eukaryota, Metazoa, Chordata, Appendicularia, Copelata, Oikopleuridae.